Aspergillus ruber CBS 135680 is the source of this 924-nucleotide messenger RNA. Its product is annotated as putative GATA transcription factor (AreB). The transcript has 2 exons. Gene Ontology annotation, molecular function: RNA polymerase II cis-regulatory region sequence-specific DNA binding; zinc ion binding; DNA-binding transcription factor activity, RNA polymerase II-specific. NCBI's taxonomy places the organism in Eukaryota, Fungi, Ascomycota, Eurotiomycetes, Eurotiales, Aspergillaceae. Bases 1 to 924 code for a protein of 307 amino acids. Gene Ontology annotation, biological process: negative regulation of transcription by RNA polymerase II; positive regulation of transcription by RNA polymerase II. The record is from RefSeq and is a predicted model, not a curated record.
AUGGCGACUACUUUGACUGACCAGAAACGCUCUCAAUUACAGCCGGUUUGCCAGAAUUGUGGCACGUCCACUACUCCCCUCUGGCGCAGAGAUGAACUCGGAUCGGUCCUCUGCAACGCCUGUGGUCUAUUCCUGAAACUCCACGGUCGACCCCGUCCGAUAAGCUUGAAAACAGAUGUGAUCAAAAGUCGCAAUCGAGUUAAAACCGCCGGCCAGGGUCCAAAACGCAAGUCUGGCGGUACCGCCGAUGCGAAUGGUCUAACCUCCGCGCAAUCCGACGCAGGAACUCCUCCCCUUGGCUCCCAUGGAUAUCGUCGCGCGUCGCGAAAGGCGUCCCCGAGCCAUUCUGAUCGCUCCAAUUCACCUGUCUCCCGGACAGAUACCCCGGGUAUACCUUCCAUGCACCAACACAAUUCCAACAUCGCGCCACAACACAUGUUCGACAGCGUUACCCUCGCAGAACAGAGCCUCAACCAACACAAUGGCCAUGCGUCCCUGCAGCUACGCCAACCGUCUCCUACGGUGGACCGUCACAUGGAGGCCCCGCAAACAUACGAGAGGCUUCUGGCCGCCAACACCAAGCUGAACACCCGCGUCAGUGAAUUGGAAGUUAUCAAUGAGCUCUUCCGGGGUCGUGUUGCGGAACUGGAGCAGAGUGAUGCCACUGCGCGCCGUUCUGAAAUGAUAGUCCGGGAUUCUGAGGUGCGUCUUCGAAGAUCCCUGGAAGAUUCUCAACGGCGGGAAGACGACCUCCAGCGACGUGUAACCGAGCUUGAGACCCAACUGUCUGAGCGCCCUAGUGGUGACAGUAAUCUGGCAAAUAACGAAAGUCCCGAUGAACCUAUGGCGAAACGAAUUAAAUUGUCCGAUGUGGUGGAACAACCCUCUGCUUCCUCACCUACCAAGUCACCCAAGAGCAUCUAG